AUGCCGGACACAUUCACACUCCUAAAGAACCGGACAGAGCCACGGCUGGGGCAGCUCGAGCGCACACUGGCCUCGGAGGGGAGCGCCCGCCCCGCCUGGGUCAUAGCUAUCCUGGCCAGCGUGCUGAUCUUCACCACGGUGGUCGAUGUGCUGGGGAAUCUGCUGGUGAUCAUAUCGGUGUUCAGGAACCGCAAGCUGAGGAACUCGGGCAAUGUGUUUGUGGUGAGUUUGGCAUUUGCUGACCUUGUGGUAGCCUUCUACCCCUACCCCCUGGUUCUCUAUGCUCUCUUCCACGACGGCUGGGCGCUGGGAAACACACAAUGCAUGGUCAGCGGUUUCCUUAUGGGGCUGAGUGUCAUCGGCUCCAUCUUCAACAUCACUGGGAUUGCGGUGAACAGAUACUGCUACAUCUGUCACUCCUUCUCCUACAGUCGGCUGUACAGCUAUCGCAACACUCUGCUGUUUGUUGCCUUAAUCUGGCUGCUCACGGUGGUGGCCAUUGUCCCAAAUUUAUUCGUUGGUUCCCUGCGCUACGACCCGCGGGUCUACUCCUGCACCUUCGCCCAAAAUGUCAGCAGUUCCUACACGGUGGCGGUGGUGGUGGUUCACUUCCUGGUUCCCAUCGCAGUGGUUACCUUCUGUUAUCUUCGCAUCUGGGUGCUUGUGAUUCAGGUGCGGCGUAAAGUGAAGACUGAGGAGAGCCCCCGCCUCAGGCCAAGUGACUUGCGGAAUUUCAUCACCAUGUUUGUGGUCUUUGUGCUGUUUGCCAUCUGCUGGGCCCCGCUCAACCUGAUUGGCUUGGCGGUGGCCAUAGAUCCGUCCCACGUGGCCCCCCGCAUCCCUGAGUGGCUCUUUGUUGUCAGCUACUUCAUGGCCUACUUCAAUAGCUGUCUGAACGCCAUCAUCUAUGGUUUACUCAACAGGAAUUUUAGGAACGAGUACAAACGCAUUGUCACCUCUGUCUGGGUGACCCGGCUCUUUGUGACAGAGACUUCACGAGCCGCCACGGACGGCAGGAGCAUGAAGAGCAAGCAGUCGCCGCCGCCACCGCACAACAACAACGAGUCGGUCAGAGAUCGCAUAAAUAAAGAAUGA
Molecule: messenger RNA, 1095 nt
Organism: Seriola dumerili (greater amberjack)
Lineage: Eukaryota; Metazoa; Chordata; Actinopteri; Carangiformes; Carangidae
Gene: mtnr1bb
Product: melatonin receptor type 1B-B-like
Exons: 4
Coding region: 1-1095 (364 amino acids)
Biological process (GO): G protein-coupled receptor signaling pathway
Cellular component (GO): membrane
Molecular function (GO): melatonin receptor activity
Source: RefSeq, a predicted model, not a curated record